Molecule: messenger RNA, 2289 nt
Organism: Tripterygium wilfordii
Lineage: Eukaryota; Viridiplantae; Streptophyta; Magnoliopsida; Celastrales; Celastraceae
Product: flap endonuclease GEN-like 1
Exons: 8
Coding region: 155-1981 (608 amino acids)
Biological process (GO): pollen development
Molecular function (GO): 5'-flap endonuclease activity
Source: RefSeq, a predicted model, not a curated record
GAUCGAGCCUCGACGUUCCUAAUUCUGGCUCUUCUACUUCUUCUUCUUCUUCUUUUCGAAAGGAUUUGAAACGAAGCGAGAAAGUUAAUGUAUAAGGGACUCGGUUCGCUUGAUAAUUUCUUCUUUUGUCUGUAUUGAUAAGUAGAAGGAAGUGAUGGGGGUGGGAGGAGGAUUCUGGGAUUUGCUUAAACCCUAUGCGCGACCUGAAGGACCCGAUUUUCUGAGGAAUAAACGCGUUGCCGUCGAUCUCUCAUACUGGAUUGUUCAGCACGAGACCGCUAUCAAGAACUACAUUCGCAACCCGCAUCUCAGGCUCACCUUCUUUCGUACAAUCAACCUCUUCUCCAAGUUUGGGGCAUUUCCAAUCUUUGUUCUUGAUGGAACCCCAUCACCGCUGAAAUCUCAGGCAAGGGUAGCUCGGUUUUUCCAGUUUUCGGGCAUUGAUAUGUCAAGUUCGGUGGCCACUAAAGAAGGUUUCUCAGUUCAGAGAAACCGUGCAUUUCAGAAAUUUGUUCAUCAGUGUGUGGAACUGCUUGAACUAUUUGGGAUGCCUGUUCUAAAAGCUAAAGGGGAGGCUGAAGCAUUAUGUGCUCAAUUAAAUAGUGAAGGUCAUGUAGAUGCUUGCAUCACAGCUGACAGUGACGCUUUCCUUUUCGGGGCCACAUGUGUGAUUAAAUGCAUCAGGCCUUAUUCCAAGGAAGCAUUUGAAUGCUACCAUAUAUCAGAUAUCAAAAUUGGUUUAGGGUUGAAGAGGGAACACUUGAUAGCCAUCUCUCUUUUGGUCGGGAAUGACCAUGAUCUAAAUGGAGUGCAGGGAAUUGGGGUUGAGACGGCUCUUCUUUUUGUCCAAACUUACAGUGCAGAUGAGAUACUAAAUAGGUUGCAUGAAAUAGGCAAUAGUGAGGAUCCCCAAUUUUUGAGUGUCCUAAAAUCUGGAGAUGAUUCAAAACCCAGUUCAGAUGCGAGCUCACCGAAUACAAAAUCUUUACAUUGUUCAUUUUGUGGACAUCCAGGCAGUAAAAAGAAUCAUUUGAAGUUUUCUUGUAAAUACUGUGGUACUAGCGAUGGUUGCAUGCAAAAGCCAGUGGGGUAUAAAUGUAAUUGCGUGGCCUGUGAUAAGAGUCGGGAAGAAAAGGAGAAGAAAAGGCGUGCAACUUGGCAGAUCAAAGUUUGCAACAAGAUUGCAAUGGAGCCAGGCUUUCCAAAUGAUGAGAUUCUUAAAAUUUAUUUGUGUAACAACAAUGGAGAAUAUUGUGCUAAUGAUGGCCCUUCUAUAUCAUGGGGAAGUCCAAAUACUGAGAUGCUAGUUGAUUUCUUGGUUUUCCAUCAGCACUGGGAGCCAGCUUAUAUUCGGCAGAGAAUGCUUCCUAUGUUGUCCACAAUAUAUUUGAGAGAAAUCGAAACAAUGCCUGAUAGAACUUUGCUAUGUGGUCAAUACGAGUUCGAUUCUAUUUUACGUGUGAAAAUGAGAUAUGGGCAUCAAGUGUACGUGGUCAAAUGGAAGAAAGCUACCCCCAUUAUGGGCAGUGCUCUUUAUCCUAUUCCUGUCGAAGAUUCUUAUAUAGAUGAAGGAGUGUCUAUAGAAUCUGAUGAAUCCACCGAUCUAUUGGAGGAUGAUGCCCCCCAGAUUCAUGUGGAUGCUGGGCACUGCUUUUUGUUGACAGAUGAAAAUAUGGAGCUUGUUAGUGCUGCUUUUCCAGUAGAAGUUGACAGAUUUUUGAAGGAUAAGGAACUUAGAGAAUCAAAAAGAAGGAAGAGUUCAACCUCACCAUUUGAAGGGUCUAGUAGAUCACCAAAGUCUAAAGGUGUUCAACUUAAUAUUACUGAAUUUUACCGCUCUACCAAAUUACAACUUCAUGCAAACGCUGGAGAAGGUUUAUCCAAGAGUUGUGAAAUUGGGGAUGACAGGACGUCAAAAGAAAAAAUAAAGGUCUCAAGUAAAAACAUUUCAAAGUCUGUAAGGCGACGCCUUUUGUUUUAGACUUUAGUACAUGCAUUUUUAUAUUUUGGAACAUGUGCCUUUUUGUUGGCGAAAUCAAUGGUUAAGAUGUAAAAGUCUACUUGAUUCUGGUUUUCAAAUCCUUAGUUGUAUUCUCUAGGUGUUAUGUAAUUAAAUGACUUUUAUGCAUGGCACCACCCAUUCUUGAAGCAACGCAACCCUUUCUGGGUUUCUGGGUUCUAUGAUAAAGCCAGCAUUUCUCUUCCUGUUAGUUGCAUCACAUUGUAUCGGAUAUAUCAAUGUGGUUAUUGAGUUUUAUGAACUUGGUUGUCAGGUCUUCAUUUGGAGAA